Molecule: messenger RNA, 1309 nt
Organism: Daldinia loculata
Lineage: Eukaryota; Fungi; Ascomycota; Sordariomycetes; Xylariales; Hypoxylaceae
Exons: 5
Coding region: 49-1167 (372 amino acids)
Biological process (GO): protein phosphorylation
Molecular function (GO): protein kinase activity; ATP binding
Source: RefSeq, a predicted model, not a curated record
GUUAGAGGUGCGAGGACCAAUUUAGCAGCCGAGAGACGACACCUUGAGAUGUUGCAAGAUAACUUGCAUAUAGUAAGACUUAUUAAUCUACCAAAUAAUCCUUUAAGGGGCAGAAUAGAUCGAAGAGAUUGGAUCAUAUUAGAAUGGUUGGAACAUGGGGAGCUUCGUUCGUUUAUUACGAAGGCGAGAAUAAUGAUAGGAAGAGGAACAAGGUUGCCGAACCGUCUUCUUUGGAGGUUUUUCACAUGUUUGGUAAGGUGCUGUAUAGCUAUGGCCUGGCCCGAUUCUGGCGAAGAAGUACAAAGAAACGUAGAAUUAUCAGGAAUAGUACAUGGUGACCUCCAUCAAGGCAACGGUAUAUUGAUUACCCAGGCUAGAUACGAUAUUAAACUCGCUAACAUGAGUAUAGUACUUCUUGGAGAGCCUCCUAAUGAUGACGAGCAUGGAAUUACACCAAUACUAAAGCUUAUUGACUUCGGCGGCACAGAACAAUACCCCCCAUCUGAGGAUGCAGACAAUCAAAAUGUCUAUGACAUUGGGCAAAUAAUGCUUGGCCUUAUUAACCUAAACCGUGGGCGCGACGCGGCGGGCGACAACCCUUUUUAUACGUGGGGUGAUAGAAGAUAUAGAACCGAAGCUACCGCGCUCAUCCCAACCCCAGAUGGCGUUGAUCAUGCCCUGUGCACUGCAGUCUGCGCCUGUAUGGCGGAAAUCCCUAGUAACCGCCCUUCUUUAAACACUUUGCUUCGGCUUGGAUUAAGAGGCGUGAAUGAAACGGCAGAAGCUUAUGAUAACGCUCUAGGAGAACAAGACGAUAUUAUUUCAUUAACGUGGAAGGCCAUUGUAUAUGACGCCCCAACUGCGGAUGAUGAUGAAUUGACUGAUGAUUGGUCAACCUCAGCUCCUUCGACAGCAGCUCCUUCAGUAGGAAGUCCUUCACCAAAACGUCCUCGACCAAUGCCGCCCCCAGCAGGAGGCAGCCCCUCAACAAGACCGUCUUCAGUAGGAAGCCCCUCACCAAGACAUCCUUCAACAAGACAUCCUGAUACCCCUGGAAGAGAUUCUCCUUUUGGUAGACUACUAUUCCCUCCAACAAAAGCUACUCAAACACCAGGACGUACUAAACGUAAUCCAUCAGAGGAUUCCGCGGGGAUACGAUGGGAAUAAAGGAUAAAAGGAAUGAAAACAUGUUUUAAUGAACAAAAUCCAUAAUAUCAUUGAUGCGACCAUUAUCAUCCGGUUGACCAACCCAAAACCAUGUCUUCGACUUCCACCGCUUCUCAGCCUCCUCACAAGGCCAAAGGGAACC